Aureobasidium namibiae CBS 147.97 is the source of this 1404-nucleotide messenger RNA. RefSeq names its product alpha/beta-hydrolase. Lineage: Eukaryota; Fungi; Ascomycota; Dothideomycetes; Dothideales; Saccotheciaceae. The transcript has a single exon. Bases 1 to 1404 code for a protein of 467 amino acids. The record is from RefSeq and is a predicted model, not a curated record.
AUGGACGCCAAGUCGAACCAGUUGCCAGACGAUGUGGAAGAGCAGGAUCAAUCUGAGCAGUGCUUGCGCCUCACAAUCACUGUGCCUAAGGAUGCGACGCCGGAAUCGAAGCUACCGGUUGUGGUGUUUAUCCAUGGCGGCGCAUUCUUUCUUGGUUCCGGCGAACGAAAGUACUACGACCCGCUCACCUUCUGCACCCAAGCUUCGGAUAUGGGAAAGCCGUUAGUCUUUGUUUCCGUCAACUAUCGACUUGGCGCACUCGGGUUCUUCCACUCUCCUCAUGCAGAAGGCCUGAUGCCUGCGAACAACGGGUUGCAUGACCAGAUCACGGCGUUUACCUGGCUUAGUCGCAACAUUGGUGGCUUUGGAGGUGAUGAAGACAAUAUUACUGCUAUUGGACAGUCAGCUGGUGGUGAGAGCUUGAGUUUGCAUAACAUGAGUGGAAGAAGGAUGCCGCUGUACAAGCGCGCCAUCAUGUUUUCUGGCACGCCUUUGACUAUGCCCGAUAAGACGCACUCAGAACACCAGGACAACUUCCUCGAGCAAGCAAACAAACUGCACAUUUAUACCGAGAACCUCAGCAGUAUGCAAGUCGCCGAGCGAAUGAUCAAAUGCGAUGUCUCCAAGAUCCGAGAUCUGGCUUACGUUGGAUCGCCGUGUGUAGACACGGAGAUCAUUCCGCACCGAGGCCACGCAACACAACGUAUUAUCGCCGCUGGCAAAGUUUCCCAGAUUUCAUGGUUGGAAUCUCAGAUCAUCAGUUCAUGCAGCUAUGACGGCAGUAUCUCCAACAUCAUGAUGCGAGGGGAUGAUUCGCGCAAAGAUCACGCCAAAAGCUUCAUCAAGAUCUCUAGGGAAGUCCUCAACAACCCUGAAACCUUGCUGCAGAUCUAUGGGAUUGAAGAAACAACCACAGAUGAAGAAGCGCUGGAGAAGAUCUGCCAGUUUGAGUCUGAUAUCGGCUUCUUCUCCGCUGCGUUGGCUGUGGCGAAGGGUACGGCUGAUAAGACAUCGACGUAUUUUCAGCUUUUCGAUCUCGGAAAUCCUUUCCCUGGUCCGCUGGAGCAGAAGAGGUUUGCAUCGCAUACUUGGGACAUUGUAGCGUUGCUUGGUGCAUAUGAGGAUAGACUGUCGAUAGAUUAUGCGGAGAAGAUCAGAGAAUGGAGGGCGAGGUACAUCAAGUACAUCGUUGACGGAGAAGCCCCUUGGGCCAGGUUCAAGAAGGGCGGCAAGGAGUCGAUGUUCGUUGUUCCCAAUGAGGGGCCAGCUAAGGAAUUGACGCUGGAAUCUGUAUUGGAAGGAAGAUUGAAGGAUCUAUUGGACUUGGCAAAGGAGGAAGGAUCUGAUGGAGCUGAUAAGCUGUGGGAAGGUGUUUGCCGACGCUGGCUGAUGAAAGGAGAAUGA